GUGUUUUUAAAUUUCCUCAUAAAUCAUUUCCGAUGGUAACUUGGAUAGUGAUUUACGAUAUUGUGAGAUAGCUGAAUUUGAGCUCUAUUAUCUGAGAAUUUGUGAAUAUUUUCAAUUAUAAAGUAUAUUUUUUGUUUGUUUAACAGUUGUGCUUAUAAAUAGUCAAUUCAAAAUAUUUUGUAAGCUAUAAAUCAUCCUGCCUUAAGGCGAUCAAAAUGGACGUCAGUGUAUGUAUCAAUUAAUUACUCUGGAAAAAUACUUCAAAGUAAAAUGGAAACUGUAAAUACGCAGUUGAUUUCAAAAGCGAUCAAUUUCCAUGGACAACAGUUGCAAAAAUUAUGGGAAGGCGAAUUUGGAGAAAAUGAUUUGACGAGAAGAAAUAUAAAGGACUUGAAUUACAAUGUCUACGCCCAAAGACAGAAGAACCUUUCAUUUCAGGAUAGAGGUAAAAGACUGAAACUUCAACAGUUUCUAGUCAAAAAGGGAAACUUAAUAUACAGUUUGGAUGCAACACAAUUGAAACCCACUAAAACAGUGACUGAAGAUAUGUACGCCAUUAUGCCACCGUUUGAGACUUACACUAGUGUGGACAAACAGAAAAGGGUACAAUUUUUCAUGCAGAACGUCAAAGUGGGUGAUUUGAUUUUGGGUGCCAUUGUGAGCAAGCAACAAUCAGGGAUGAUGUUGAAAGUUUUGUGUACUGCUGGAACCUCCGCCAUCUUGUAUGCUGCAGAUAUAAACAUAAAGGCUUUUUGUCCUGUUGCUAAUGUCAUUCCUGCGGUUGAUAAAAAAGGAGUAGCGCGCAGCUAUAUGAUGAAUGACUAUGUUUGUUGCGAAGUGCUUGAAAUUAUAGCUGACACUGAUAAAGUUGUUUGUGGUAUGAAGGGAGUUACAAGGAAACCUACAGAUCCGGAACAUCAACCUGCUUUAGGGCUUAUUAGUAAUGACGAUUUCCCUAUUGUAUACAAAAAAGCGUCGGAUUACAAGAAUGAAUCAUACGACAGUGUAUUAGAGAAGAGCAUCGGGUUCAAUAACCCAAAUAACAUUCAAUAUCUAUCCGAGAUCAUGGGUACUGACAAGCAUCUGAGUUUCCUAUCAGGAUUAAAGUACAAAUUCCCCGAUAACGAAUACGCCGGUGAAUUGAGACAAGUACAGGCGAGUAAAUGGGCGUACCGGAAUGUAGCUGACGGUAUAGAUCAUUUCAAAGCUGGAAAUCACGUUGAAGCGUUUCAAUGUCUUAAUAAAGCGCUUAAUAUCGAUCCGAAGAACGUCGAAGGUCUCGUAGCUAGAGGCGCUCUUUACGCAAACAGUGGUAAUUUCCAAAAAGCAAUAGAAGAUUUCGAAACGGCGUUGAAAUUGAAUCAAAGCCACGCGAACGCUAGAAAAUAUAUGGGAGAGACUUUGGUGGCUCUAGGAAGAAGUUAUGAGGAAGAAAAUAAAAUAGAGGAAGCUAGAAAAGCUUAUCAGAGUUGUUUGGGUAUCAUUCCGUAUCACGAAGAAGCUCAGAAUUCUUUGGAAUUUUUGAAAAGUAAAACACAACCGAAAAAUCUUAUAGAACCGGCCGAACUUUUGUUGCCGGCCUUGAACGUUUCCUCGAAAACUACCGAUGUCAACGAUGCCCUGAAACAGCUUUUGAAAAACGACGAAGACGAGAAAAAAGAGAAAAAGAAGAAGAAGAAAAGUAAGAAACGUAAGAAUAGGAAGAGGUCGAGUUCUAGUUCCAGUUCUAGUUCGUCUGGUAGCGGAGAAUCUUCUUCUAGUUCAUCGAGUAGCAGUAGCGAUUCUAGUUCGAGUUCUGGCGAUUCGGAUUGCAAGAAAAAAAAGAAACAUCGUUCGAGAUCGCACAGACGUAAAGAACGGGAGAAUUCUUUGAGUCCUUUGAGUAAAAGGAUGGCUCUGAUGGAUCAGAGCCACGAAACCCCGAAUGCCGGUUAUAAUUUCAAUAAACCCGCCGUCAAUACCACUUUUGAAUUUAGUUUCGAAAAAUCCGAGCAAGCUAAACCAGUUGAGAACGAUUACGAAUCUAAAGUGCGCACGUUUUUGGCCGAAACCAAGGGCGAUUCAGAUUACGAAGAUAAAGUUAGAAAAUUCUUGGAGGAGAGCGCCAAAUGGAAGAAAGGCAAAACCGACGAUAAAAAGAAGAAGAAAAAGAAAGAUAAGAAAGCGAAAAAGGAGAGCAAGAAAAAAUUGAAGAAGGAAAAGAAGAAGAGGAAACAGAGUUUCGAUCUUAGCGAAUUGGACGAGGCGAAGAAAUGGAGAGACGCCCUUAAGAAGGAAUUGAAUAAGGAGAAGAAGAAUAAAAGGCAUACUAUACCGUCAGACGAGGAGGAAUACUUUUUGCAGAAGUCCGGUUACAGCAAAAAAUUUAUAGAUAGUUUACCAGAUUUAGAAGAAUUAGAAUCAAAAUUAAAUGCUUAUUAUGCCCUAGAAAAGGAAAAUAAACGCGGUAAGGAGCGUAGCGAAAGUCCCGAGAAGCGCAUCAUAGAUUCGCCGUCUCCUACGAGGGAGCAGAAGGCGCGUCAGGCGGUGGCCGAGGCGGCGGCUUCCGCUGGAGCGCAAAAGUGGAAAAUGCAAAUAGGCCCAGGCACGUCCGGUAAUUCGAGACUCAAAAAGAAACCCGAAAGACAACCGCCGCCGGCCCCACCCGAUUGGCAACUAGAAAGGGAAAGAGAAAAACGAGGCAAAAGUAGUUCCGCUGCGGAGGAUUCUCCUCCACAGAAAAAAUUAUCUUCGUUGCCGCCCCUACCUCCCGCAGAAAAAGCUGUAAGCGUUCGUAAAGCGAUGGCGCUCAAAGAACCGCCUCCCAAAAAACCGGAAUCGCCUAAAAAGUUGAAACUUACCCCGGCACCGCCAUUGCCCAAAAUACCGCAAGGGCAGGUGGUGCUCGAUAAAUUUGGAAACUUUAGACUUAUGACGCCUCCAAAGGCAGAACCGUCAAUCAGUCGCAGACCGCCUGAACCGCCGGGUAGGCCGCGUAGCGAUAGCCGAUCGCCGAAACGACGCAGCAGAAGUCGCAGUAAAUACAGUAGAUCGUCGAGCGGUUCGAGAUCGCGUUCGCGCAGCUACCGCUCGAGAUCGAGAAGUUAUUAUAGCAGAUCGAGAUCUCGAAGCGGUUCGUAUUAUUCGCGUAGCCGCAGCAGGUCGCGCAGCUAUUCCGGCGAUAGGAGACGGUAUAAUAGACGUGGAGGUUUCAGAGGUAGACACCUCAACGAUAGAGGAACUUAUUACAAACCGAGGUUCCAGACACCAAGGCAUAACGGUCAAAGAGGUAGAGGUGGCAAUUAUUAUAAUAAUAGGGAUUCCAGGUAUCUGGAUCGAGAUUAUCGGGGUAGAGGACGACCUUAUUCUUAUCAGAAUAGGGGUAAUAGACGACAACAGAGAGGUAGAUACGGACAGAGAGGUGGAUAUAGAGAUUAUAGGGAUAGAGAUAGAAGAUACUCGAGGAGUAGGUCGCGCGAUCGUGAUCGUAGCAGGUCGUACAGCGGUAGCGGUUCGGAUACUUCCCCGCCGCCGGCGAAACGAGAUAAAUCCUCCCCGCCGCCGGAUAAAGAGAAGAUUAAUAAAUAUUCGGACGGAGAUGCUCCAGUUCGACACGAAGGACCGCUUUCCGAAGGGGAAGAUAGGGAUGAUUAUAUCAGCACCGAUACCAAUAAAUUGAUCGAUAGAGAAAUGGGAGGUAAAUGGGCGGAUAAAGAUACAGAAAAUUCGGCCGUAGAGGAAGUUAAAGAGGAAGCUUUAAAUGAAUCCGGAGAAGUGAAAGAUGAUUAAAUCGAAAGGUUUGUCGAGUUUAUUUUAUUUGUAGAUUUUCGGCACAGUACCGUGUGGCAAAAACAAAUUGUUAUUAUAAAUGUUCUACUAUAAAUGCCUUUUUAUAAGUUGGAUUAGUAUAAAUCGUGUUUAUAAUUUGUAUUGCUCCAGUACAUUAAAUAUUAAGUCAAUUGGAUAAA
Diorhabda sublineata is the source of this 3947-nucleotide messenger RNA. RefSeq names its product tetratricopeptide repeat protein 14 homolog. The transcript is spliced from 13 exons. The coding region runs from base 271 to 3768 and encodes 1165 amino acids. The record is from RefSeq and is a predicted model, not a curated record. Gene Ontology annotation, molecular function: protein binding. NCBI's taxonomy places the organism in Eukaryota, Metazoa, Arthropoda, Insecta, Coleoptera, Chrysomelidae.